This is a messenger RNA of Adineta ricciae, 279 nucleotides long. NCBI's taxonomy places the organism in Eukaryota, Metazoa, Rotifera, Eurotatoria, Adinetida, Adinetidae. The record is from the annotation of a GenBank genome assembly.
AUGGCACGGUCGGUUCCGGCCGGAAGUUCAAACGUAGGUUCCAGUCAUUUCCCGACCGUUUCCUGCAAACUUCGAGCUGGAAACGGUCAGGAACUGAUCGGAUAUUUCCUGUGCAAUUCCGGCCGGAAUCCGGCGGCAAGGAACCUGCCGGAACUUGCUGGAAUCGGCGAAAACUGUGCCGGAACCGGCUCAGAUUUCAACGGAUCCAGUCGCCGAAAUGAUCGACCUGGGAAUUUUUACAUUAAUAAUUUUUUUGUGGAUAAUUUUUCAAUUGGUUAA